This is a messenger RNA of Polyodon spathula (Mississippi paddlefish), 4357 nucleotides long. Its product is annotated as coiled-coil domain-containing protein 33-like. Gene Ontology annotation, cellular component: peroxisome. Bases 114 to 3617 code for a protein of 1167 amino acids. The transcript has 24 exons. The record is from RefSeq and is a predicted model, not a curated record. Lineage: Eukaryota; Metazoa; Chordata; Actinopteri; Acipenseriformes; Polyodontidae.
GUUGAAGUGAUUCACACUAGUGCUGACAGUGUCUGUAUCUAUUGCUGUAUCUGUAAAUGAAAGGGCUUGAAAAUCAGAUGGAAAACAACCCUGUGUGUCUUCCUUAAGUGAUCAUGCAGAGAACCCGGCUGAAGAUCGAAGCGAGGGAACUGGACUUUGAAUUCGAGGUGCUCAAUGUGCAGUUCAACGAGCUGGGAAAGUAUGUGCUGCGGCUGACCGUGGAGAACCCCCUGCUUGAAGACUCUGGGACUGGGGUGCAGCUGCGGGUCAAUGACGGGGAAGUCCUCUACACCAGCACGGGAACCACCGACGUCAUCCAACAAAGCAGCCUGGACGAGGUGUACACUUGUCUCAGAUACAAGUUUGUCUUCACACUGCCACAAGGAUUCUGCAAAAAUGACAAAAACCAUGACGUGCGCUUGAAAAUCGAGGCGUUGCGUGUGCCGGACUCCCAGGUGAAGAAUGGCACCAAGGUUGGCGAGGCUUUCUUUGCCAUCUACCCACGAACCAACGCUCCCAGAAUCAACCUGUACGCCCGCAAAGAUGAAGAGCUGUACCACUACAGCAACAUCAUGGCUCUGCUCCGCGUCCAAAACGACUACCUAGCCAUGCACUGCGGCCGCCUGGCCUACACCGUCUCCUUUCACGAGGCCCGGCCUCCCCCUGACGACCCCAACGCUACCUCCCGCAUGCCUUCCAUCCAGGAGGAGGGCAAGGGGGGUGGGCAGACUCCACGAGCCUCCUCUCCUGCUCCCUCCACACUCAGUGUGCCCCCUUUAAUCCCGGAGCCCACCCAGCAGCAAGACCCUGAGCCCUCUCCAUCAGAGCCCACAGCUCAGGUACUACAGCUGCAGCCUGAGUCAGAAAGGAGGUCCUCCCCUGAGUCGAUGCUGGAGAGCCCCAGUGAGAGCCUGCCACCCACUCCCGAUGGAGGCCUCUCAUCAUCACGGCCCCACAGACGACCCAGCGAGGCCAGCCUGCACUUCCCCUCCCCCCAGGACACGCCAGGGCAGAGCCCUGAACCCCUGCCAGCUACACACGUGAUGGAGGCCCCCCCUGGAAAAAAUGAGGUGGCGCGUUCCCCUCUCACCAACAACUGGCACGUGUCCCGUCCCAGAAUGGAGGCAAUUACCGUCAUCCUGCACGGAGCGACCAACCUGCCCCCCCUGAGUGACGGAGCUGUGCCCCAGCCUUUCGCCACAGUCAAGAGUGGCACGGAUGAGAAGCAGAAGCUGAGCGCUCAGGGAGUGACCCACGCCACCGUGCAGCCCACGCACUCCCCAUCAUGGGAGGAGAAGGUGACAGUGGAGGUGGCUCAAGAGGACGUCAAGGAUGAAGUGGUGAUCCUGAAUGUAGCGGACAGCCGAACCAAAGAGCUGCUGGCCAGUUACCGGCUCCCAAUCCACUACCUGCAGCCCUUCCACCACUAUCACAUGGAGCUUGUGCAGGCCCAUAAGAGAGUGCCCGCGGGGGUGCGGCUGUACGCCACGGUGGUCCGGAAGGGCAGUGCCAUUCCUCGGCAGCCCGGAUUCUCCUUCACUGGAUUUGAGGUGCUGCUGCAGGCUCUGGAAAAGCCAUUGCUGGAACCGGUUGGUCCUCUGUUAUCAGUGGCUCGAAUUGUGCCUGAUUAUGAGUCAUACAAGAGCAGCAUGCUGGUGAGGACGCCCCGUGCAGCUGGAAUCGCAGUAACCACCAUCACCUUACCCAGCCUCCAUCUCUCCUCCUUUGAGGUGCUUCAGGUCUCCAGUCAGGGCUACCCCCAGGUCUCCCAGGCCGGGUUCCCCCAGGAGCAGCCUGUCUGGAACCACUCCUUCCUGUUCCACGGCAGAGACGGUGCCACGGCCUUCACAGGAGGGGCAGCCCUUGUGUUAGAGUACUACCCAGUCACUACAGUGAUGAACACGGUGUGCUGGCACAUCCGCAGCCCCCUGGGCUUCUCAGCUCUGUCCCUCGAUGAGGAUGUGUACCGCAAGCUGAUGGCAGAGAGCGGCCAGAGAGGGAUUCGUGUGGAAAAGUUGCCUGUGCAGGGCACCACUCUGAGAACCACCUCAAACACCAUCCCCAGUGUUGGCAUCAUUCUACGCCUCAUUGGCUCUGAGCGCCCGGACUCUCUCCUGGCCUCUGCCAACCCCAGCCUGCUCCCCACCCUCGGCUCCAAGCCACUGAGUGAGAAUGGGGGAUCCCCACCCCCUGUCCCCCCACUGUCCAUGCCUUCAAAAUCCAAUGAAGCGGAAGAGGGAUCCCCAGCCUCCCCUCCUACUGACUGGAGCACCCAGCCCCAGCACCAGCACCAGCAUCAGCACCAGCCCCAGCACCCACUCCAACUCGAGCUGCAGAGAGAUGGAAUCAACCUUCCCUCCUACGAUGCCCUGACAGAGAUCCUCCCCGAGUAUGAGCACCUGUUCAGGGCACCCAUCUCCACUAAGGGGGGGCAAGACCAGAAGGGAGGGCACAUACCCCAUAGACAGGACUCCCGUCUCAGGCAGGACUACCCCGGCGAACAGGACCAUACGAACAGGCAGGCACCGCAUGGAGAACACAAAGCUCAGGACCCCGAUCAAGACCCCCUCUCACCGUUUCACACCCUCAGCUCUCCACUCAAAAACAGAGACCCUAUCCGAGACCCUGUGUACGACGGCCAGGCUACAGAAGUUAUUGAACAUGAAAGCAGGGAGCUGGAGAACUAUCGCACAGCCAUGCGCAAGAUGGCGGAGGACAUCAUUGCACUGCGGCGACAUGUGGGCAAUCUGGAGUCAGACAACAGCAAGCUGCGCAGCGAGCUGACCCUGCACCAGGACCUGGGGAAGACACUGCUAGACGAUACCGACAUCGACGUCAUGACCAAGGCUGAGAUCACUGACCGCAUCGCCUCUUUGAAAUUCAAACUGGCCAGCGGGACGGCAGAGGUGAAAACUCACAAGGAUAAAAUCCAGCAGCUUCAGAACGAGUUGAUUCGGAAAAACGACUGUGAGAAGGAGCUGCUGCACCUGCAGAGAGCUCACCAGCAGCAGCAGGCUGUCCUGCAGAGAUACCAGGACCGGGCAGGCAAGGUGAAGAGCCUGGAGGGUACCAUCAGGCAACAAGAGAAGGUAAUUGAAAAGAUGGAAAAGGUGCUGGACACUAAACUGAAAGAAAAGAACAGAGACCAGCCAGCAGCUUUGAAAAAACAAACAGGGGGCAGCAGUGACAACUUGUGGAAAGAGAUAGAGUCAGCGCUGGCAUCAGAAAACUCCAGACUGAGGGCUGAGUUAGAGAAACUGCGCUACCAGUCAGCAGCCAGCCCUUUCCAACAGCCCUUCCAGAAACAGGAUUCCUUCUCUGACACAGAGAAAAUGAGUUUAAUGGCCAAGCUGGAGAAGGCACAGGGGCGAAUACAGAUGCUGGAGACCCAGCUGGAGGAGAAUGCGCGGAGAUGGGGGCGAGAGAAACAGGAUAUGCUCACACGGCUCAAUGAACAGGAACAUGGAUUUGCACGGUCAUCCACCAUGAUUCUGCAUGACUUCCCUCAGAAAGUAUACAGAUUGACCAGGCUGCUCCUCCAGUUGCCUGGAAUCUCAUCAAUGGACCUGACUGUACCACUGGCAGCAGGAGAGGGGCAGGGGCUAGUGGCGCUGUGACAGCUACGCACAGGAUCUCCUCGCAGAUCGGUCCCCUUUCCAGUUACAUCUCUGAGGGAAUGGAAGUUGGCAACAGUCGUCCAGUGCAAACUUCCCUUCACCAUCAUGACUGUCCGACGAAUGCUCAGCAGUGCUGCAGCACCUCAGUUCUGGAACUGUAAUAGCCUCUUUUAAUACAGCCUAACUCUCAAGGUCUAAGAGAUGUAGUGGAAUUUCAUUCAGUUAAAAACACAACACACCCACAGCCACAGGGCAUACCCUGCCUAGACCCAUUUUUUGUGACGAUGCUGCUUGUCAUCAAAUGACAAAACAAAUAACUGUGUAAAAUUAUUUACUACUAACACUUGUCAAAAAUGUUCCAAACCUUCAGUCAUUUGUAGGUGCUAUUGCAAAAGUAAACAUUCUUAAAACAAUAACCGCGUCCUAUAAUGUACAAACCUGUUGUCAAUAUCAUGCUCUGAAAACGACAGCGGAUUUACUCGUUAAUAAGCCAAAAACAGACCACAUUCCAGACUGUUCAAAGUUCAUAAAUCCUGUUCGUUCAACGCGAGUGAAAUGUUCAGUCAUGAUCAAGUCGAUUUAAACUACCUACUUAAAUCACUUUUUUUAAACUAACUACGCUUGCCCCCAAUUAUGUGGUCAUAAAUGUUAAUUACAACACCAUUUCACAAGCUAUUGUAGUGUAAUUAGGUAAUAAUAAUGUUGACGAUGAUUUUGAUGAUGUCAGUGCAUUUAGCUCU